AUGGGGUCGUUGGAGCUUCCAACGCGCGCGCUCGGCGCGCAGCGGCCAGGCACGAAUGCAAAGCUGGCUCUUUUCACCCCCGCCAAUUACCACGUGCCACGUAGCAAAACACCGCCGGCUGGCGGCGGAUCCGCGCCCACAUUCCCCCUCCUCGGCGGCCUCUCUUAUUUCCUCCCGCAUAGCCUUGUGUUCCGCGCGAUCGCCGCUGUGCUGCUCGUGAUCCUCGCCAUUCCAGGAAAUGAAGACGCGGGAGAGAAGGCAGAUGAGGGUAACGGUGGUGGUGUGGUUGCGAUGUCGCCCUGUUUCCUCCACUCCUCCUGUGCCUGCCUGCUAGACUGCGACAAACACCACCUACCACACCCCGCCACGUGUCUAGACUCAGCACUGGCAGCAGCAGCACCGGGGGGACGGAUAGCGGGAUGGGAGUGGUACAGGGUGACCGCCAGCGGGUCAGGCGAGGAGACGGGGAGGGAGAGGGUGGGGGAGGGGGAGUUGGACGGAGGGGAGCACUUGAGACCACCUGGGGAAUGCCCUGAGCGGUGCUCUGGUGUUGGCACCUGCUACUCUGAUGGCUGCAGGUGCCCCUGGUUCCGCACAGGGAAGGCGUGUGAGGCGGUGGCAAAGGGCGUGGGGUGUGUGAACGCGUGCAGUGGGCGGGGGGAGUGCAUGGAGGGCACGUGCCGCUGCCAGUACUGGACGAACCUCCUCUUUCCCCCGUUCCGCUGGGCACACCACAUCCCUCCUCCUUCCCUCGCGCGCAUAGCCGCCUCCCGUCCGCUCAUCUACGUCUACGACCUCCCCUCGUCCUCCACCACCUGGCCCCUGCGCCUCUCCUCUCGCUCGCCUCACUUGGAGCCUCUGCUCUUCCUCGAACGCCUGCUAAACAGCGGGCACCGCUCUGCAACCCCUGAUACCGCAGACUUGUUCUACGUGCCGCUCUUAUUCCGCAAUGACAAAGCACUCGAUGCCAACCUCCUGACAUCCACUAUCACCUACAUACGCACCACAUGGCCCUACUGGGGCCGCCGCAACGGCUCAGACCACAUCUUCCUCCUCCCCCCGCCCCUCUCUCGCCGCGAACUCGAGGAUUCUGGUUCCACUGAAGAACCCCUCCUCUCACGUAGUAUCAUACUCUCCACGUGCGGUUACACCCGCUCGCUCACUCCCCCCACGUCCCGCGGUCAAGGGGAGGCCAAGGAACAGCAGGAUCCAGCGUUAUCGGUGUCAUCGCCACUGCCGCUGCUGCCGUGCUUUCAGCGGGGGCGGGAUGUGGUUAUACCGCCUCUGCUGCGGUUGAAGGAUUAUCAUGCGAUUCCAUUCUUGGCGGAGUUACAGAGAGCGGAGUCCAGUGCUGCCAAUGUCUCCCCAGCCGACAGCAGCAACGGCAGUAGUGACAGCAUUGACAUGCAAUCGGUAUCGCCCCCUCGCCCGACAGUUCUCUUUGCACGGUUUGCUGCUUCAGACCCGCAGCAGUAUCGCACGGCACGGUUUUCCUCUGUGAGGAACCAAUUUUUGGAGCUCUUUGAAUCGCGAACAGCAGAGCUCAAGUGGCAAAUAGAGGUGCAAGAAUCAGCCAAGGUGCGGGUAUCCGACUUGCUCAACGCUACCUUCUGCCUCACCACGGCCGCUCAGGGGCGGCAUUCGUCGUCUGUUGCGAGCGUCCUAGCCGGGUGCAUCCCCGUGGUGGUCGGAUCCCACACUCUCCUCCCCCUCGACCACCCUCACGGGCUCAACUGGACCGCUUUCUCCCUCCGCGUCCCUCUUGCACAACUCCCGGAUCUCCCGACCCUUAUCUCCUCCCUCUCCCCACAAGCCGUUGCUGCGAUGCAGCGGGAGUUGCGUGAGGCGUGGCCGAAGCUGGUGUGGGCGAGCUCUCAGUUCAACCCGCUGCCCCGGGGCCUGGCUGUGUCCCGGGCGUUUCACAGAGCGGGGCUGUUGCUGGCUGAUGGGGAUGUGUUUAGUUCCGUGAUGCACGUUCUGAGAGGGAGGAUGGAGGGGGAAGGGGGAGAGGAGAGGGGAGGGGAUGGGGGGGAGGAGGGGGGAGAGGAGGGAGGAGAGGAGUGGGGAGAGGAGGAGGGAGAGGAAGUUGAGGAGGACGGGGAAGAGGAAGGGGCAGGAGGGGGGGAAGUUGGGGAAGAGAUUAAGGGAGAUGGGGUAGAAGGUGCUGAUGGUGCUGCUGAUGACGUUUCUGCUGGUGCUGGUGAUGCUGAUGGUGCUGCUGCUGCUGCUGCUGCUGCUGCUGCUGCUGCUGCUGCUGCUGCUGCUGCUGCUGCUGCUGCUGCUGCUGCUGCUGCUGCUGCUGCUGCUGCUGCUGAUGGUGCCAGUCCUUUAGAACCCCCCCAAGACUCAGACGCUCUUCCCCCUCUUGGCUUCACUACAGACGGGGCAGUGGAGGCAACUCAAAGCGCAGAGACCGAGCAAGAGCGCCAGGCACGCAUCAAAGCAGCGCAGGCAUACGGCGGGCCAGGCCCGGACCUCUCCCGGCCUUCAAAAUGCCCCGAAGAAUGCACGGCAUUCGGCACAUGCAACGAGGAGCUAGGCCGCUGUGACUGCCCCCCCGGAUUCACCGGGCCCACAUGUCAAGCCAUCGCCAUGCCGGAAUGCCACUUGGGGGAGAGUUUGGGGGAGAGCAACGGCACAGGGACGGGAUUCACAUAUGCUACCCCCUGCUCUGUGAUCAGCACUUGCGCCUGCGCUGCUGCCUGUGCGCGGUGGCGUUUGCUGGGGUUCUUUGAGUGCUUUGAGGGGAAUCGGCCGGACGGAACCCCUGAGACAAACCUCUCGGUGAUCUUCUCUGGGACGCGAUAUGCUGUGGCGCUCGAUGCGCAGUUUCAGGAUGUGGGGGCGGGGGUGGGGAAGGAUGGGAAGGGGCGGAGAGCGGUGGUGAGCGAUGGGCCCAGCCCGUGGGCUGGUCCGGAGGAGUGUGAGAGCAUGUGCUCGGGACGGGGAGUGUGUCGGAAGGAGUCCAAGGUGUGCGACUGUGCAUGGUAUGACAACGGGCGCGCAUGUGAGACGCGGGGGGACUUACCCUUUGACUGCUUCAACGGCUGCAGCGGGCGGGGCGAGUGCAGGCGCGGAGUGUGUGUGUGCCAGCGGGGGUACUUCGGCCUUGACUGCUCCAUGUUCAUCGACGCUCAAGGGACCACCAGGAUAAUGCGCUUGCAACCAUUCCUCUGGUCCACAGCCGUACCACCCCCCUCUCCCUCUCCCUCCCCCUCGCCCCUCCGCCCGCUCAUCUACGUCUACGACCUCCCGCCGCACUUCAACACGUGGCAGUUCGCCCAAACCCGCUACAUCGACUGGCGAGAGCAAGUCUUCUUUCUAGAGCGCCUCUUGCGCUCCCCCCACCGCACCCCAGACCCCGCACAUGCCGAUUUCUUCUACGUCCCGCUCAUGUUCCGCGCUCGGCUCAUGAAAGCAAACACCCUGGCGUGGGCUGUAUCCUAUCUGCGUUCCACGUGGCCGUUUUGGGACCGGAGCAACGGGUCGGACCACGUGUUUGUGACGAACGACGACUGGGGGAACUGUGACAUUUCGGUAUCAGGGGAGAGGGAUUUGUUUCUCGCAAACAGCAUCACGCUCACUCUCUGGGGCCUCACGCGGAAUAUGAACCUGGAGGAUGCACCCAACAGGUGCUUUGAACCGGGGCAGGAUGUGGCGAUUCCGCCCAUGAUGGUUCCUGAUGUGUACCGGUAUGUGGUGGAGGUGAAGGAGAUGAUGAAGAGGGAAAUGAGGAGGCGGGGGAAGCCGGGGGGGGGGGUGGAAGCAGGAGCGGCAGAAGGUACGGGAAAGGACACAGAAAUAGGAGCACAGGAGGAAGCAGAGGAAGAGAGGAACUCUUUAGAAGCCGUGCUCUCCGGCGCCAACCGCACCACCCUCCUCUACUUCAAAGGCUGGCCGGCAGACAAAGCCAAGCCGCACGGGCCGUACCACUGGAGCUUCGGCGUGCGGCAAGAGGUGUUCAAGCUGUUCGGAGGGCGGUUCAACGAGACGGGAGUGCUGUUGGAGAGCACAGAAGGGGUGCCGCAGGGGUACUUGGUGGAGAUGCAGCGGGCGGUGUUCUGCCUGGCGCCGUCUGGGUGGGGGUGGGCUAUGAGGACCACGCAGGCGCUCAUGCUGGGGUGCAUCCCCGUGAUCAUCCAGCCGCACGUGGUUCAGCCCUUUGAGGGCGACGGCACGGACUGGUCCCGGCUCGCGGUGCUCCUCACAAAGGCCGACAUCCCCCACCUGCCCCGCAUCCUCUCCUCCAUCCCCGAUUCUGAACGCCGCGCAAAGCGCCGCGCUAUGCUCGACCAGUGGGUCAAGUUCGUGUGGGCCAGCACCCAGCUGAACCCCUUUGAAUUCCUGCCGAAGGGGUUGCAGGAUGAGAUGGCGGUGCGGUUGGAGAAAGGAGAUGUGUUUGCCACGUGUGAGAGGGCGGGCGUUCCUCCCUUUCCGCUAUGCCUGGAUGAGAGUGAGGGGGGGGAGGGACGUGGGGGAGAAGGGGGAGAACAGGGUGGUGCAGAGGAGGGGGUGGGAAGAGGAGAGGGAGAGGGAAGUGCAGUUGGAGCAGAGGCAAAGGAGGAAGGGAGUCAGGGAGAGGAGGAAGCAGACGACCCUGCGUUGAGCCAACCUGCGUGGCAGCGGGCUGGGUGGCAGGGCUUGUCCUCUUUGCUGAAGAAACCCGUGGUGCGGAUGGCGACGGAUGGCGCGGGCGGCGAGACAGGAGCGCGUGAGAGAGUGGGAGAGGGAGUGGCAGGGCAGCAGAGCAACGGUGCUGGUGCUGCUGGUGCUGCUACUGCGUCGAACCCUUACCCUCUCUUGCAGUCGCUCCUGCUACCUUCUGAAUGCCCCGGAAACUGCUCUGGGUUGGGUGUGUGCCUCGCGAGCAAGCAGUGCAUGUGUCCACCCAUGCUCUCCGGCCCCUCAUGCGCCCGUCUGCCCUCUCUGCUGCCGUUCACGUGCCUCAACGAGUGCCACUCUCGGGGCGUGUGUGUGCAUGGCUUCUGCAUCUGCAACCCGGGGUAUUUCAGCAUCGACUGCUCGCUCUCCAAAGCAGGGCCCAUUGACCGCACGCGACCUUCAAGCUCCUCUCUUUCCUCGCAUUCCGUUUCUCUCCAAAACGGCACACCAAGAACCACCACCGCCACCUUCCUGAUCCCCUCUCUUCCCCCCACCCUUUCCCCACUGCCCACUACUCCCCCCCACCCCGCUCCCCUCAGUGUUGUGGCCGCACCCCCGUUCUCCUGGCCCGAAGACCUCUCUCUCACCACCCCCGCCCCUGCCUCCUCACCUCUCAUCUACAUCUACGACCUUCCCCCCCACGUUACCUCCUGGUCCCUGCUCCUCGGCACACCCCCCUCCUCUCCCUUACUCUCCCCCUUUUCCGCACCCUCUCAUUCUCCUGGCCCGAAGGCUGGUGAGGGGGGAGACGAUGGGGGGAGAGUGGGCGGAAGGGGAGGGGGAGAGGGCGGAGGGGAGUGGGAGGGGGGAGCGGAGGGGGUAGAGGCAGUGCUGUUUCUGGAGCGGUUAUUGAGGAGCCCCUACCGCACGGCAGACCCCUAUGCUGCUCAUUUCUUCCUCAUCCCAGUGCUCCCCUGGGCGGGAGAAGCAUCCAUCCUGCGAGCAGUGUACUACGUGAGGCGCCUCUGGCCCUUCUGGUCUAAUUCCAAUGGAGCCAAUCACCUUAUCCUCACCACCAUCACCACCGGCGCUCCUCCUCACAGCCCCCUCUGCUCGCUCACUCCGGACAAAUCCCGCCACCCGUUGCUCGCCCGCUGCUCGCUCCUGGCGAUUCCAGUGGCAGAUACUACCUUCCCCAGCUCUCCCCUCAUUCAAGUCUCGCCUGAAACUGACAGAAGUGCUGCUGCUGCCGCCAGCCCCACCAGCAGCAGCGGGAAUGAGUCAUCCUCACUUCCCUGCUUCCUGCCCAGUCAAGACAUUCUGCUGCCUCCUGCUCUUCCUCCCAUUGCCCUAACUCGCUCCCUCUUCACUCUCCGCCCCCCAGCCAAGCAACCCACUCGUGGCACCCUCCUGCUGUUCAGUGACUGGAGUGUGAGGGAAUGGACGGCUCCCCGCUUCCCCGCGCCCCUCCCACUCCGCCCCCUCCGUACAUUUCCUUCCCCCCGUCCUGCUCCUCUCCCCCUCCCCCUCCACCGCCCCCACCGUCCUCCCAUGGCGUACACGCGGUGCCUUUCGCUGCCCGUUAUAGCGGGCUUCGCUUUAAUCGCGUUCGUCGCGUACACCGCGAUCUUCCUCGUCGUGCAACCCUGGCUAGGACUAAUCACCGCCGCAGGUGUCCUUAACGUCGCCGCGUUUUGCGGCUGGACCACCAUGGUCGUCUUUUCCUACAUGCUCUCUAUUUUCCGCGAUCCGGGAUCGGUCCCCGCGCACUACGUUCCCGACGCGGAGGGCGACGCGGAGAUUAACGCGGAGGCGGGGAGAUUAACUCCGGUGCUGGUGGAGGUGAAGCGGAAGGGCGGCGAGGCGCGGUAUUGUCAGAAGUGCGGCGCGUACAAGCCGGCGCGCUGCCACCACUGCCGCAUCUGCAAGCGCUGCGUGCUGAGAAUGGACCACCACUGUGUGUGGAUCAACAACUGCGUGGGCCACGCCAACUACAAGGCCUUCUUCCUCUUUGUUCUCUAUGACGUUAUUGCCCUCACUCACACCGUGGCUCUUCUCAUUGCCUUCUUCAUUUCCUCCUGUCUACCACUGCUGAUCGCUCUGGUGGUGCUGCUCGUGUGGCACUGCUACCUCAUUGCCAUCAACAAAACCACCAUUGAGCACUAUGAGGGUGUGAGGGCGAGACUAGUGAGCCCAAGACCAGUGGUGCCAAGUCAACCACCCCCCUCCCACCCAUACGACCUUGGGAUUAUCGCCAAUCUUUCCGCAGUAAGCACUCCCUACCCUUCCCCCUCUGCUUCCUCCCACCCAUACGACCUUGGGAUUAUCGCCAAUCUCUCUACCAUAAGCUCUCCUAACCCUUCCCGGAGUAUUCUAGGGCCAGAGGCAUUGUGCUGGCUGUGUCCCAACGACACGCGCCACAUCUCAGACGGUCUGCACUUUGACACCGCCUACUCCAUCUCGCGCCGCUCCCAACUCUCUCUCAACCACCACCCCGGCCACCUUGACCAUGUAGACCGCCUAUUAUGA
This is a messenger RNA of Closterium sp. NIES-65, 7131 nucleotides long. The record is from the annotation of a GenBank genome assembly. Lineage: Eukaryota; Viridiplantae; Streptophyta; Zygnematophyceae; Desmidiales; Closteriaceae.